Centruroides sculpturatus (bark scorpion) is the source of this 1008-nucleotide messenger RNA. RefSeq names its product type-1 angiotensin II receptor-associated protein-like. Gene Ontology annotation, cellular component: plasma membrane. Gene Ontology annotation, biological process: angiotensin-activated signaling pathway. Lineage: Eukaryota; Metazoa; Arthropoda; Arachnida; Scorpiones; Buthidae. The coding region runs from base 112 to 651 and encodes 179 amino acids. The transcript has 8 exons. The record is from RefSeq and is a predicted model, not a curated record.
GCGGAAUUCGUCAUAUGAUAUUUAAUUGAUAUUUGUUAUGAUACACAAACGUUAUGUAUUAGAGUAUUAAAGACGAUAAAUACGUAACAGUUUUCAAAACAACUCGUAACAAUGAUUAACGUACCAAAUGCGCCAUUAAAGGUAGUCUUUUUUCUACACUUUUUAUUGACUACAUGGGCAUUGCAGAUAGAUUGGUUACCUCCUUCUUAUGGAUAUUAUAAUCUUGUCUUUCUCCUAUUAAUAAUCUGGUCUAUUCAUUAUAGAGAUUCUGAGGAACCUGUUUUCAUGGCUCUUGUAGUUGAUGUUGCUGCUAUUAUUUUGGAUAUGAUAUCAAUUUCCAUCUAUUUUAAUCAUGCUAACUCUCAUACCAUGAGAUUUGCUAUUGUUAUGAGUAUUGCAAAUAUAGUUAUUCGUCCAAUAUCAGCAAUAAUAUUAUUACGAAUUUAUAAUGAACGUAGUGGCCGUUAUUCAACUUUCAGUAUCCCUGGCCUUAAUUUUGGGCGGGGACCAUAUGAAGAUAUUGAUAAUCCUGUACCACAAAGCGUGCCAAAAACGCCUGUCGAUACUGGAAGUCCAGUCCGCACUUCUCCUGAUAUACACGUACCACCACCAUAUGCACCACCACAGCAGACUGGAGGUUAUCAAGCAUAAAUGAUGGACAUUUUUUUUUAAUAUAAUGCAAGAAUCAUUUGAUUUGAAUUGAAUAAAUAGUGAAUGUAAGUGUAAUAAAGAUAUAAAAAAGUUUUUAUAAAUACCAAACAAUGAUUAUUUCUUAAAAAAAAGAUUUUAUUAAUAUUGAUUAUAUCAGUAUAGCUUUUAGAAAUUCUCCAUUAGUCAAUGAUUGAAAUUGAUAUCAAUGUAAUAACUAGUCAAAAUGUGGCCAAAAAAUUUUUCUAUUUUUAUAUAAUUCUGUUUAUAAAAAUUACAUAUUUUUAUGUAUUAAUAAUGAUUGGAUCAUAUAAUACAUGGUCAUAUAAUUUCACAUAUAAUGAACUUAUUUUUAAAAAA